Messenger RNA from Momordica charantia (bitter melon), 901 nucleotides. RefSeq names its product mediator of RNA polymerase II transcription subunit-like protein. Gene Ontology annotation, biological process: regulation of DNA-templated transcription. The record is from RefSeq and is a predicted model, not a curated record. Gene Ontology annotation, cellular component: mediator complex. NCBI's taxonomy places the organism in Eukaryota, Viridiplantae, Streptophyta, Magnoliopsida, Cucurbitales, Cucurbitaceae.
ACAGAAAAUAUUUUAAUAUUGCUCAGCUGCCUCGGCGGGCUCAAAAUCCACGCUAAAACCUGAAGAAUUCAGGUGACCCAAGUCCAUCCUUCACUUUGAAAUGGUUUUGUUUUGAAUUCCAUCUGAAAAGCAAUCCUCAUCUCAACUGCACAUUCCCAUAAUCGAUCGAGGAACUCCUGAGUAGUGGCCAAAUUCACGGUUAGGCGUGGUAUCCUCUCCAGCUCAUCGUUCGUCGAAUUCUUCUUCUUGGAUAUGGCUGAUCGACAACCAAUGGAUCAACAGCAUCAACUUGAUCCACAGUUGCAAUCCCCGCAGUCACCGAGAGAGGACAUGAUUGCAUAUGUGAUGGCCUUGGAAGCUGCUCUGCUUCCGUGCUUGCCUGCAAGAGAGUUACAAGCAAUAGACCGAUCUCCUCACCCUUCUCAUCAAAUUGACGUGGAGAGACAUGCUAGGGAUUUUAUGGAGGCAGCUAAAAAGCUUCAACUGUACUUCAUUGGUUUACAACGUGAGGAUCAACCAAUCAAAGUGGAAACACUAAGAAAGGAGAUAUCCGCCAUUGAGGAGGAACUAAAAUUAAAGAAUGACAUUAUCAAGAAGCAUGAGAGGCUCAUUGAAGGGUGGAAGAAGGAUUUGAAAGACCAGUUAGCCAAACAUAACAAUGAAUUAGAGAAGGUUUAGUAGCUCCAAUAGUCUGCACUAUCCAAUACUCUAUUGUUAAGUUAAUUGUAGAUGCGAUCAAUUAAUGGGUGGGGUUUGGUGUGGCAUAUAUUGUUCAGUCUCCUUCUUCAGUUGGAUCUGUUAUGAGUCCAUAUUUCAUACUGACUAGAAAAACGUGGAAAAGUGUAGGGGAUUGCAGAGAAUGCAAUAUUGCCAAGUAACUAAUAUGAUAUGUAUUCAUGAA